GUGGUUUUGCAAGACAGAGAGAGAAUCCAAAAUGUCUCUAAAAUACGUUGAAAAAUUCAGUUUUAAGUUUCUUCAGAAUGCUUUAUCUGUUAAUGCUUUCACUUUUCCUUUUCACCUUCAUACCCAUUCCUUUCUUCCUUUCCCAUCACUGCCACCUACUCACACUCACCCUCGCUUUCGACCACGCACAACCGUAUUCUCCGCCGUGAUGGCGGAGCAGUCACCUGCGCCGCCGGUGAGAAUGGUAGCUGUCGCUGGUCACGGAGCUGUCAGCCCUCUUAAGCCCGCAUCCUGGGAAGAAGUCAUGCUUCACACCGCAAAGAGACUGAAAUGGGUUGAUGAAGGGUAUGAGCUUCUUGUAUUUACUGAUGAAUGUAUUGUAUCUAGCGGUGAAAUGUCCACGAGACUUCAGAAAGAGUUACGGGAUGCGGAUAUAUUGGUGAUUAUUGCUGUUACAAACAAGGAAUCAGUUGAGUGGAUUAAUAACAACAGCAAAACUAUUGAAAAUGUAAUAUGUCUUGACUCUUCAUCGGAUUUGAAGAACAGAUUAGGAGGCUAUGAUGUUCCCAGUGGAGUGAGAGGUGGUAUAAGUUUAUUUGGAACUUUUCAAUCUGAUAAAGCUAAAGAAUCCUAUGAAGUAGUGCAGACAGUAUCUGAAGCAUGGGAUCGACAUAAUUCUGAUGAUAUAAGGUUCUGUUUGCUGGUAAUAAUCAAUGCAUAUAUAAGGCCCGUUCCAGUAUUGAAUAAUUUGAGAGCUAAAGGUUUUUCUACCCUAAACUGUAUGUUGAGGAACUGUGGUCGCCAGGUACUUAAUUGCUUGUUGGAUCCCAAUUGUAGAAAGGCUCUUCAAUGCUUGAAUCAGUGUAGCCCUGUUGAUCAAGUAUGUAACUAUAGGUGUAUUGCUUCAUAUGAAAGUGCAAAUCUAGAAGCCUUUUCACUAUGUGUAUUACAGAAAAAUAACUGUCUUGGGUUGGAAGCAGAAAUCCCUGAAAAACCAUGUGUGCCUCCAAUGGUGAAGUUUCGGGGGCAGAACUUAAGUUAUGAAAUGGCAGAAGAUCUGUUUGUGGGAUGGUUGGGGAGUUUGCAGUGGAGCUGGCGUGUGGUAGCAGGGCAGAAUCCAGCAUAUGAUCAAUUUCCAUGCCAAUACCAACUAUUCUAUAGGGGAAAGGCAAAAGGGUCAUUCUGGUAUGAACCAGUAUUCCAGGUAAGAACAUUGGAAGGUCAAAUGGUCUGGAGGAGGAGAAAAUAUAGGGUGAGAAGGGGCAAGGUACCUGGCACAUUCUAUUUCAGUGUAUUAGACAACGGAGUUGUUUCAAAUGAGUUUUGGACAAUUGUGGAUGUAGCUGAAAAUCUUAGUUGGGGAUUGUUCCAUUAUCAUGGGGCUGCUAGAGUUGCAGGGCAGUCUUAUACUGGAGCAGUACUUGUGAGUCCAGAUGGAGCAUUUCCAACUGACAGAGAGAGGACAAAGAUUGUUGCUGCACUAGACAAGUGUGAAAUUAAAGAGUGGGAGCUAUAUAAUGUUGAUAAUUGUUCAUGCAUAGAUCCUCCCCUGGGAAUUCCAGAGGGUUCUAGUUUACACACUCUAGUCCAAAUUGAAGAUCCAAAGCAGAUGUCUGUCUGAUUGUUGUGCCAAAUCAAUAGGAAUGCUAAUCUUCUCAAUCCAGUUAUGUUUUGCACAUCUCCAGAUUCUAUAUUCAAAGGAAGUCGAUUGGUUCUGUCGCUUGUCAAUAUCAGUGUAUAAAUUUCUCAAGGUUCUAUCAUCUUGAGUUACAGAAUAUGUAUAUUUGAAAACAAUAUCUGAAAAAACGUUAAAAAGUAAAAGAAUAAAAGGCCAGAGGUUUGUGGGUCAA
Messenger RNA from Vigna radiata var. radiata (mung bean), 1850 nucleotides. RefSeq lists its product as uncharacterized. The record is from RefSeq and is a predicted model, not a curated record. Gene Ontology annotation, biological process: xanthophyll cycle. The coding region runs from base 32 to 1621 and encodes 529 amino acids. Gene Ontology annotation, molecular function: violaxanthin de-epoxidase activity. Lineage: Eukaryota; Viridiplantae; Streptophyta; Magnoliopsida; Fabales; Fabaceae. The transcript has 2 exons.